CUCUUUUAAUUGAAAUUUCUAUCAAUAAAUUUCAGAAAUGGAAUUGGAAUUGAAUCGAAUAGAUUAUUGUUCAAUUGGAGCAACGCUGCCAAAUUGUAUGAAAUUGGUGCCAGCACCGCGAUACAAGGAGCAACAACGUAUUGUUGUUGGCGAUCAAGAUGGUAUAGUGCAACUAUUUUCAAUGAAAAAAGAGGAACUGAUAAUUCACUUUAAAACUCUACCCUCCGAAAGAAUUCAGUCUGUCCAAUUGAGUGGAACACCCGGGUCAUUGCCUGAUAAAAUUUUCGUUGCAUCGGAUAAUAAAGUGAAAGCAUUUAAUAAAAAAGGGAAAAUCUUUUUAACGUUUACAUCGAAUUUAACGGAACCGAUAAAAACGAUGUUUGUAUCGGGUAACGAUAUGAUCUUAUGUGGAAAUCAUGUUUAUAAUCAUUAUCGAGAUUGUAAGGAUAUCGGUUCGUAUUUGUGCGGCGAUACAAUUGUUGAUGUGGUUGCACUGUGUCCGAACAAUACUAGCCGUAUAAUCACUGUGCUCGCAUGCUCUGGCCGUGUACUUCGCGUACUUGAACAUUGUCGUGUUCGUCAAUCAAUCGAAUUGGAGAGUGUGCCGACCGUAUUGCACGUACCAAAGGGAUACAACGAUCGUUUGAUUUGUGGCAUGACCGAUGGACGUGUCGUUCUAUUCAGAGUCGGUAAUUUUGUGAGUAAUUUUACCGAAGAAACGCUGGUUGAACCAAACGAUAAUUCAAGCGCUGUGACCACAAUUGAUGCAUUCGAUUUAACUGGAGAUGGAAAAAUUGAAUUGAUUGUUGGAAGACGUGAUGGUUCGAUUCAAGUGUACAGUUUACCAAGCGAAGAGAAUGCAUUUGAUUUAAGUGUACGACAGAUUUAUAAUGAGAAUUUCAACGAAAGUAUUUCAAGUGUUCAAGGCGGUACAAUCGAUUCCGGUGGUUACGUUGAAAUUGUUGUGUGCACGUAUACUGGUCGUAUUUUUGGUUUGAGCACAAGAUGCCCGAAGAAAAGUCUAAGCGAUUCAAUUAUGAACCAAGGUUUUGCGGGAGACUCCAAUGCGCGCAUCGAAAAACUUAAAGAGGAAAUUCGAGAACUUGAAUCGAAAGUACAACGAGAACGUGAACGAUACAAAUUAUCAACGCAAACAUUGUCUGGUGGAUUUUCUGCAAUACCAAUGAUGCCCAUUAAUUCAGCGUUAAAUUUAUCCAAAGACGAUGCGUCUUAUUCAUUGACAAUCGAAAUACCCGCACCCAUUGAAUUUGUUUUGCUGCAAAGUAAUGCACCAGUUCAAUUGAUUGACGUGGAAAAAAGUUCGGCGGUCGUUAGUUUUAGCCAAUGUGAUCCAAGUGCUGGAAAUCAUUUAUUGGCAACAUAUCGCUGUCAAGUAGAUGUGAAUCGUUUGGAUUUGAAAUUUCGUACCAUCGAGGGAUCAUAUGGAACACUGCAAGCAUUUAUUACACCAAAUAUUCAACCAAAAGUAUCACAGCUGCAAGAGCAUCCAAUCAAACCGCUAUCAUUGCACAUGCGAAUUCAUUCAUUUGAUAAAGCCCGUCCCCAUAAUAAGUUAACGUUGAAAGGUUAUUUUAGUCAUGCCGAAGCUCACAAUUGGAUCAGCAAUUGUAUACCCGAAGUGCCGGAAAAAUUACAAAUUGUCAGCGAUGAACGGAGUGUGUUGAAUUUUCGAAAUGUUUUUGUCGGCAGCGAAUUGCAAUGUGAAUAUACAAAAGGGGAAGCAACAUUUAAAACGGAAAACGUUUCAACAAUUUCGAUUAUAAAGGAUGUUCUCACAAAAGAAGCAACCAAACGACGCACUAAAUUGGAAAUACUUCUUGAUGUAAAUCGUUCGAGUGUGUCGUUUAUGAUUGGGUUAAUCGAAGAGAAACUCGUUGAACAUAAUAAAAUUCACAAGGAACAUCAAAUAAUCAGUAGCCUCAUUGACUUGGAUAUUCAAGACAGCAAUGAACUCAAAUCGUUGGGCAAUGACUUUGCCGAUAUUUUGGAACGAAAAAAUAAAAUUAUCGAUGCGUACAAUCGAUCAUCACAUAUAUUGGAUCGCAUAAAAGAUUUCAUUGCCGGCAUUUAUGUUGAUUAUCACAAACUAAGAGGCGCUGACGUGCAAUAUAAAGUGAAAAAUCUCGAUGAAUAUGUCAAAAAUUACAAUAAUGAAACUUUGGUUAAUUACAUAUUAGGCAUUUAUAAAGCCGAAGAUAAUCUUCACAUGUAAUUGAGUUAUUGAACGAUAAGACAACCAUUUCGUUUUGCAAAAAAAUAUUGUGUUUUGGAAAAAAAAUAUAUCGAAUCUAACAUCGUAUGGUGUUUGGGCUCAACUCUGCAAGCAAUAAACGCUUUUAUACAAACAAAGUAUGAUGGGAUUGACGAAAAGGGUGAUUUUUUUUGUAUUUGUCAACAAAUUUACUGUUUUAUUAGAUUUUCGAGAUGUUGGUAGAAGAAAAAAAAAUAUUUUUUUUGUUACAAUUUUAAAAUAAAUAAACUUAA
Messenger RNA from Contarinia nasturtii (swede midge), 2505 nucleotides. Its product is annotated as Bardet-Biedl syndrome 7 protein homolog. The transcript is spliced from 10 exons. Gene Ontology annotation, biological process: intracellular protein localization; intracellular transport; cilium assembly. Gene Ontology annotation, cellular component: ciliary basal body; membrane; neuron projection. Gene Ontology annotation, molecular function: protein binding. NCBI's taxonomy places the organism in Eukaryota, Metazoa, Arthropoda, Insecta, Diptera, Cecidomyiidae. The record is from RefSeq and is a predicted model, not a curated record. The coding region runs from base 38 to 2233 and encodes 731 amino acids.